GAAGAAGAAGAAGAAGAAGAAGAAGAAGAAGAAGAAGAAGAAGAAGAAGAAGAAGAAGAAGAAGAAGAAGAAGAAGAAGAAGAAGAAGAAGAAGAAGAAGAAGAAGAAGAAGAAAAGAAUUAAACGAAAGUGGCGGGGCUAAGCACGUUUCUCCGAGAUGAACUCCAACCUGGAUCCAGAAGAUGAGUGACUGUGACCUGAGAGAAGAAGCAGAGUCUGGAGAACCCGGUCCAUCUGUGAACCCUGGCCGGUCCAGACGACCACAUCCAGACUCCACCCCUGAACCUGGACCCCCGAAAAAGAGGAAGAGAACCAGAGGAAAGAAGAAGACGAAACCGGCAGAGCUGUUCUACUGUUCAUGGUGUCAGAAGGUUCUGACUGACCCAGUCUCCAGCUGUGGACACCCGUUCUGUAAACAGUGCCUCACACCAUUCUCAGACUACCAUGAUUUAUCCGGCAGCUUCUGUCCCGAAUGUGUGAAUAAUGCCCUGAUAAAGGUUUCAGAUGAACAUAAACUCAGUCUGAGGAGCAGAUGUGAAUGUGUGACUGAAGGAACUGAUGAAGCAGGAGGUAGAACCCGUCUAAACCGGAUCUACACUGAGCUGUACAUCACAGAGGGACAGAGUAAAGACGUUAAUACCCAACAUGAGGUGAGGACGCUGGAGACAGUUUACAAGAAGAAGAUGAUCAUUCAUGACAAACCCAUCAGGUGUCAGGACAUCUUCAAAGCCCUACCUGACCAGCAGAACCCCAUCAGAGUGGUUCUGACCAACGGUGACGCUGGAGUUGGAAAAACCUUCUCGGUGCUGAAGUUCACUCUGGACUGGGCCGAGGGUUUAGAAAACCAGGACGUCAGUCUGGUGGUUCUGCUGUCCUUCAGAGAGCUGAACCUGGUCAGAGAUGAGCAGUACAGUCUGCUGACGCUGCUCCAUGUUUUCCAUCCAACAUUACAGAAGGUCACAGCAGAGCAGAUCAACGUCUGCAAACUUCUGUUCAUCUUCGACGGCCUGGAUGAAAGCAGACUGUCACUGGAUUUCAAUGACUGUGAGGUGGUUUCAGACGUCACACAGAAGAAACCAGUCAACGUCCUGUUGACCAACCUCAUCAAGGGGAACCUGCUUCCAUCAGCUCUCAUCUGGAUAACUUCCAGACCUGCAGCAGCCAAUCAGAUCCCUCCUUCAUGUGUCGACAGGGUAACACAAGUCCGAGGAUUCACCACUGAUGACCAGAAGGAGGAGUACUUCAAGAAGAGAUCCAGUGAUGAAGAUCUGUCCAAGACAAUCAUCUCACACAUCAAGAAAUCCAGGAGCCUCCACAUCAUGUGUCAAAUCCCAGUCUUCUGCUGGAUCAGUUCUAUGGUUCUGGAGCACAUGUUGACUUCAGACCAGAGAGGAGAUCUGCCCAAGACCCUGACCAACCUGUACUCACACUUCAUCAUGGUCCAGACAAAGAGGAAGAAGAAGAAGUAUGAAAAAGGACAUGAGACCAGUCCAGAAGAGCUGACAGAGGCUGACCGGGAAGUUCUUCUGAAGUUGGGUAGAUUGGCAUUUGAACAACUGAUGGAAGGAAACAUCAUCUUCUAUGAAGAAGACCUGGAGCAGUGUGAUCUGGACGUCACAGAGGCCAUGGUUUACUCUGGAGUUUGUACAGAGAUCUUCAAAACAGAGAGAAUGAUCUUGAAGAAAACAGUCUACACCUUUGUUCAUCUGAGUGUUCAGGAGUUUCUGGCUGCAGUCUACAUCUACCACUGUUACAACACCAACAACACAGAGGUACUGGAGGAGUUUCUAGAAGAUUGGGAGGAGGACGAGGAAGAAGAAUACCUUGAUUAUAUGGAGGAGGACGAGGACGAGGACGAGGAUUUAGCACUUGAUGUCUUCCUUAGAAAAGCCAUGGAAAAAUCCCUCAAUAGUGAAAAUGGUCACCUGGACCUGUUCAUUCGUUUCCUUCAUGGUCUUUGUCUGGAGUCCAAUCAGAGAGUUUUAGGAGAUCUGCUGGGUCCAGCAGAGAUCAGUCCAGAAACAAUACAGACAGUCAUCAACAACCUGAAGGCGAUGAACACUGAAGAUGUCUCUCCUGACCGAAGCAUCAACAUCUUCUACUGUCUGACAGAGAUGAACGACCAAACGAUCCAUCAGGAGAUCCAAGAGUUCCUGAAGUCAGAGAACCGAUCAGAGAAGGAACUCUCUGCGAUCCAGUGUUCAGCUCUGGCCGACAUGCUGCAGAUGUCUGAGGAGGUUCUGGAUGAAUUGGACCUGAAGAAGUACAACACAUCAGAUGAGGGACGAUGGAGACUGAUUCCAGCUGUGAGGAACUGCAGAAAGGCUGAACUUUCUGGCUGUGGACUCUCAGACACUCACUAUAAAGUCGUGGCCUCGGCUUUGGAAUCCAAUCCCUCGCAUUUGAUGGAGUUAGAUCUGAGUGAAAACAACUAUUUGAUGGAUUCUGGAGUGGAGAUACUUUCUGAUGGACUGAAGAGUCCACACUGCAGACUGGAGACUCUGAGAAUGAGAGACAGCAUGCUGUCAGAGAUCAGCUGUUUGCAUCUUGCCUCAGCUCUGGAGUCCAAUCCCUCCCAUCUGAUCAAACUGGAUCUCAGUAAAAACUUUCUGCAGGAUUCAGGAGUGGAGCUGAUCUGUGAGUUUCUGCAGAAUCCAGACUGUCGACUUCAAACUCUAAGAUUGAGCGACUGCAGUCUGACAGAGAUCGGAUGUUCGCAUCUGGCCUCGGCUCUGAAGUCCAAUCCCUCUCAUUUGACGGAACUCGACCUCAGUUACAACGAACUCCAGGAUUUAGGAGUGAAGCGGCUGUGUGACUUUCUGCAGAAUCCAGAGGGUAGACUACAGAUUCUGAGAUUGAGGUACUGCAGGUUGUCGUGGAUCAGCUGUUCUUCUCUUGCUCCAGCUCUGAAGUCCAAUCCCUCACAUCUGUUAGAGCUAGACCUGAGUGAGAACCACCUCCGACUACCUGACGACUACCUGCAGGAUCCAGGGAUGAAACUGCUCUGUGAUUUUCUGCAGAAUUCAGACUGCAGACUCCACGCUCUGAGAUUGAGUCAGUGCGGUUUGUCAGAGGUCAGCUGUUCUUCUCUGGCCUCGGCUCUGCAGUCCAAUCCGUUUCAUCUCAUAGAACUAGACCUGAGUGAGAACCAGCUGCAGGAUUCAGGAGUGAAGCUGCUCUGUGACUUUCUGCACAUUCCAGACUGUCAACUCCAUACUCUGAGACUGAGUCGCUGUGGUUUGACAGAUGUCAGCUGUUCUUUUCUGGCCUCUGCUCUGAAGUCCAAUCCGUCUCAUCUUGCAGAACUAGACUUGAGUAAAAACCUUCUCCAGGAUUCUGGAGUGGAACUGCUGUGUGACUUACAACAGAGUCCAGAUUAUAAACUGCACAUUCUGAGGGUAGAUGAAAGCAAAAGCAGAACUACAUCUGACGAACAUGAGCAGUGUCCGUCCACAUCAGACUCAGACCUGAAGGAGGUGGAGGACGGCGGACAGGACUGUGUGGACCGAGACCCUCACCUGAAUCCUGCAGAUCCAGAGAAGCAGCAGCUUGUCUGCACAGAGGUUCAGGCUGGAGCGUCCACCUGGGAGGAGUUCACACCUGAAGUAUCAGCUGAGUCUGGACUCACUUCAUACAGGUUCAGGUGUCCUCAUUCAGGUGCCUUCCGUUGUACUUGGACUGGAUUGGUGUUCGUUGUGACUCGGGAGGCGGGGCUGGUGUACAGGACCGUCCAAUGGGAUGAGCCCCUCCUCCGGUCAGCCGGCAGGACGCCUGCAGGGCCGCUGUUCAGUAUCGACAGUCCUGAGAACGCCGUUUGUCAGCUCCACCUCCCACACUGUGAGACAAAACCCGGUCAACGCUCUAAAAGCCUGCUGUCUGUCGUCCACAUCACUGAUGAUGGAAUGGAGUUCAUUGAACCUCUGGAGAUCACAGACACUCAUGUGGUCAUCGACGUCCCACAUCUGUCUGUGUUUGGCCUCGUCUGGGUUUGGGAGAGGAUUCAAAACUUGAUCUCCGUUGGCGGUCAGAUGGAUGAAUCCACCAGUCAAUGCAGCAGAUCAGUCCUUGGCCAAGUUCUGCUGUUCCUCAAACCACCAAACCCAAGAAAACAAAGACAAAAACUAGACGUGUUACUACUGCCAGUCAACGUCCCUGUGGAAGAUGUAAAGACUUUUGUGCAACAACAAUGGCCUGAUGCCUUGUACAUCGACGUAACGCCUCAAUGUGACCUCAUCACAAAUCACAAAUACAGGGUUGAGUGUCCUGAAGCCUGUCUGAUACAGCCCAAGGAAAACAGGUUUGACCUGAACUUUGGUCCAAAUUAUCACAAAAUGUUUGAGAUUCGCCUGCCAACAAACACAGAAGAAGUGACUCUAACGAUCCGAGACCAAGAAAAUUCAGAUGUGUGGACGCAUGAGGUGGAUCUUCCUGGUCCUGGAACUGAGGAAAAUCUACCGAGGGCUGUGCAGAACAUCUCACCAGAGGAGCAGUCGUCUACAGCUGAAACCCUCCUCCAUAUUCUGGACCAAGUGGCAGAAGAUGAUUUUAAAACCUUCAAGUUUCACCUCCAGUAUGUCGUCAGGGGCAACGUCCAGCCGAUCCCAGUCCACAGGUUGGAAAAUGCAGAGAGGACGACUGUGGUGGAUCUGAUGGUGCAGACGUAUGAGGAGUCUGGAGCUGUGGAGGUGACCAAGACGCUUUUACAGAAGAUCAGAAGGUCUGAUCUGGUGAAGAAGCUGACAGACAUCUGCUGAGGAACAGCCUCGUCCUGGUCUUUGAACAUCUGCAGACAUCAUGUGACUUCAUCCAGUUCCACUUCUACAAUCUCAGACUGGUAUUUAUAUAUCAGCCCAUGUUGGAACCACGUUCUGCUCUGAACAAUAGUUUGUGAAACCUCCCAUUUGGUUUUUCUGUGGAAUCUGCAAACCGCUGCGGUCUUCUACGUAAACAUGGACGGUGUUUGAAAAGGCUGUUUCAGUUUUCACACAUAAGGAACAGAAGAACAGAUGUGGGUGUAAAUACGGGGAUAACAGACAGGAUUGGACUGUGGUAGAACUGAACGGAAUUCUACUGCCUAGUUCACAUCUGUGUUUGUUUUGUGUGUGUGUGUGUGUGUGUGUGUGUGUGUGUGUGU
This is a messenger RNA of Sphaeramia orbicularis (orbiculate cardinalfish), 5134 nucleotides long. Its product is annotated as NACHT, LRR and PYD domains-containing protein 12-like. The transcript has 20 exons. The coding region runs from base 183 to 4754 and encodes 1523 amino acids. Gene Ontology annotation, biological process: regulation of apoptotic process. The record is from RefSeq and is a predicted model, not a curated record. Lineage: Eukaryota; Metazoa; Chordata; Actinopteri; Kurtiformes; Apogonidae. Gene Ontology annotation, molecular function: protein binding.